AUGACAUCUUUAGAUUUUCAUAAACUAUGCCCUUUGGCUUAUUGCCUUGUCUUAUUCGUACAACUUCUUUCACCGCCAAGUUUUUGUGCUUUUGCUUAUGCUACUUCUACUACUGAAGCAGAAGCACUUCUCAUAUGGAAAGCCACCUUUCAAAACCAUACCCGCCUGCAAAAUCUCACCUCGUGGACUUACCUACCCGCUCAUACAAAAGCAGCCCCAUGUUUCUGGACUGGUAUUUCAUGCAAUGCUGUUGGAAGUGUUAGUGUGAUAAACCUUACCAAUUCCGGUAUACAAGGUACGCUACAUGAGUUUUCAUUCUUGUCUUUUCCCAAUCUUCAAUACCUCAAUCUCAGCUACAAUAAUCUCUUUGAUGCCAUUCCCGCUCAGAUCAAUUCCCUCUCCAAACUCAUCUCACUUGAUCUUUCUAACAAUUGGCUCAGUGGUUCAAUCCCAACAUCUUUCGGUGAUCUCACAAACAUUAAAUUUCUCUAUCUCUACCGAAAUAAUCUUUCUAGCACAAUUCCAAAAGAGAUAGGGAAAUUGAAAUCUCUUGUGGACCUAAGAUUGUCUUUUAACCAGCUCAGCUGUUCAAUCCCAACAUCCCUAGGUGAUCUCACAAACCUUACCACUCUCUAUCUCAAUAAUAAUAAUCUUUCUAGCACAAUUCCUAAAGAGAUAGGGAAAUUGAAAUCUCUUAUGGACCUAGAAUUGUCAGAGAAUCAGCUCAGCGAUUCAAUCCCAACAUCCCUAGGUCAGCUCACAAACCUUACCACUCUUUAUCUCUAUAGUAAUAAUCUUUCUGGCACAAUUCCUAAAGAGAUAGGGAAAUUGAAAUCUCUUUUGGACCUAAGAUUGUCUUUUAACCAGCUCAGCUGUUUAAUCCCAACAUCCCUAGGUGAUCUCACAAACCUUACCACUCUCUAUCUCAAUAAUAAUAAUCUUUCUGGCACAAUUCCAAAAGAGAUGGGGAAAUUGAAAUUUCUUGUGGACCUAGAAUUGUCAUAUAACCAGCUCAACGGUUCAAUCCCAACAUCCCUAGGCCAGCUCACAAUCCUUACCACUCUCUAUCUCUAUAGUAAUAAUCUUACUGGCACAAUUCCUAAAGAGAUAGGGAAAUUGAAAUCUCUUUUGAAGCUAGAUUUGUUUGGGAAUUACCUCAAUGGUUUAAUCCCAAAAUCCCUCUGUGAUCUCACAAACCUUACCAUUCUCUAUCUCCAUCGUAAUAAUCUUUCUGGCACAAUUCCAAAAGAGAUAGGGAAAUUGAAAUCUCUUGUGCACCUAGGAUUAUCUUAUAACCAGCUCAACGGUUCAAUCCCAACAUUCCUCGGUGAUCUCACAAACCUUACCACUCUCUAUCUCAAUAAUAAUAAUCUUUCUGGCACAAUUCCAAAAGAGAUGGGGAAAUUGAAAUUUCUUGUGGACCUAGAAUUGUCUUAUAACCAACUCAACGGUUCAAUCCCAACAUCUCUUGGUGAUUUCACAAACCUCGCCACUCUUUAUCUCAAUAAUAAUAAUCUUUCUAGCACAAUUCCUAAUGAGUUAGGGAAAUUAAAAUCUCUUGUGAACCUACAAUUGUCUUAUAAUCAGCUCAGUGAUUCAAUUCCCGCUUCAAUAGGUAAUCUAGUCAACUUGAAAAUCUUACACCUAACAGAUAACCAACUUUCUGGCUCCAUCCCCUCAGAGAUAAAGAAUUUGAAGAAGUUGACUAAAUUGCAAUUGCAUAAUAACCAAUUAAUAGGUUAUUUGCCCCAAAAUAUUUGCUGUAGUGGACAACUCCAAAACCUUUCAGUGGGCAAUAACCAUUUGACAGGUCCAAUCCCCAAAAGCUUGAAAACAUGCAAGAGCUUAGUUAGAGUUCGUCUUGAAGGGAACCAAUUCACAGGCAAUAUAUCAAAAAACUUUGGUGUUUAUCCAAAUCUUGAUUUCAUAGAUAUGAGCCACAAUAAGUUUUAUGGUGAAAUCUCACAAAAAUGGGGACAAUGUGCACAAUUAGAAACCUUACUAAUUGUGGGAAACAACCUUAUUGGUAGCAUACCUCCUGAGAUUGUCAAUGCUCAUAAAAUCCAUAGACUUGACCUUUCUUCAAAUCACUUAGUUGGGGCCAUUCCAAAGGGAUUCGGGAGAAUGACUUCUUUGCAGAAGUUGAUGCUAAAUGGAAAUCAACUUUCAGGUUGUAUACCUUCAGAAUUUGGAUUACUAGUUGAUCUUGAAUACCUUGACUUGUCAUCAAACAAAUUCAAUGGGUCAAUUGCAAGCACUUUAGGCAACUUUCUCAAACUGUACCAUCUGAAUUUGAGCAACAAUCAUUUUUCCCAUGGAAUUCCAUUGAAGUUGGAAAAGUUAGUUAUGUUGAACGAACUUGAUUUGAGUUGCAACUCACUUAAAGGUAGCAUACCGCCAGAAAUCAACAAUAUGGAGAGUUUGGAGACACUCAAUCUUUCUCACAACAAUCUUUCGGGUUUCAUACCACCAAGCUUUGAAGGCAUGCACGGCUUGUCGUACGUGGAUGUAUCUUACAAUGAAUUGGAAGGCCCCAUUCCCAACAACAGUGCAUUUCGACAAGCUCUGUACUUACAAGGGAAUAAAGGAUUGUGCGGCAACGUCGAAGGUUUGCAACCUUGCACACAUGGCCCAAGAAAGGAUUGCAAAUGGGUAUUUGGAAUCACAUUCUCCUUUAUAGCAGCAAUUUUACUUCUUUCUGCUUUCUUUACAAUUAAAUUUGUAGUGGAAAGAAAGGAGAAGCAUCCAGAUAAAGCAGAAAAACACUUGCAUGAAGAAAUAUCGUUUUCAGUUUUAAAUUUUGAUGGAAAGUCAAUGUAUGAGGAAAUCAUAAGGGUGACAGAAAAUUUUGAUUCCACAUAUUGCAUCGGGAGCGGAGGACAAGGAAGCGUCUACAGAGCAAAUUUGUCAAGUGACAACAUAGUGGCUGUGAAAAAAUUACAUCAAUUGUGGGAUGGCGAGAAGAAUUUGGAGAUGGCAUUCUUGAACGAAAUAAGGGCACUUUCAGAGAUAAGACACCGAAAUAUCGUGAAGCUUUAUGGUUUCUGUUCACACCAUCAACACUCGUUCUUGGUGUACAAGUUUGUUGAAAGAGGUAGCUUGGCUGCAAAUUUGAGUAAAGAUGAAGAAGCUAAAGAAAUAGGGUGGAGAAAAAGGGUGAAUAUUGUUAAAGGUGUAGCUCAUGCCUUGGCAUACAUGCACCACGAUUGUGUGCCACCAAUUGUGCACCAAGACAUAUCAAGCAAGAACAUUUUGUUGGAUUCUGAAUAUGAGGCCUUUGUUUCAGACUUUGGCAUUGCUAUGUUUUUGAAUCCAGACUCAACUACUUGGACUGCCGUUGCAGGCACAUAUGGGUAUGUCGCACCAGAACUUGCAUAUACCAUGAAAGUGAACGAAAAGUGCGAUGUUUAUAGCUUUGGAGUGGUUGCAUUGGAAACAAUCAUGGGAAGGCAUCCCGGAGAUUUUUUCUCGUCUUUCUCAUUGGUGCCUUCUUCAUCCACGUCAUCAUCAGCAUCUACAUUACCACCCCAUCAAAUGUCAAUUGUGGAUGUUUUGGACCAACGCAUUUUGCCUCCAACACAUCAAGAAGCAGGAGAAGUACUCUCUAUUGUGAAGAUUGUGUUUUCAUGCUUGAAUCCCAGUCCGCACUCUCGCCCUACAAUGAAACAAGUUUCUCAACUCCUCUCAACUCAUAAGAUGCAUUUGUCGAAGCCAUUAUGUAUGAUAACCUGCGGUGAAUUGCUUGCUAUUGAUCCUUUGACGGCCUGAAAAGUAGAUAAUGUGCUUGUUUCCAAUUAAUAAAUUUCGAGACUUCAUUUUUGAAGAAAGAUUCUUCGUAGAU
Molecule: messenger RNA, 3841 nt
Organism: Malus domestica (apple)
Lineage: Eukaryota; Viridiplantae; Streptophyta; Magnoliopsida; Rosales; Rosaceae
Product: probable leucine-rich repeat receptor-like protein kinase At1g35710
Biological process (GO): protein phosphorylation
Molecular function (GO): protein kinase activity; ATP binding; protein binding
Source: RefSeq, a predicted model, not a curated record